GGGAAAGACUGCAAAUCACAUGGAGUGGAACAGUGACAGCGACGACGGCGACGCGUCUUCUGACGCGUCAAAGUGGCCGUACGCGAGCGCCUUGACUACGCUCACGUCGGACGACUUCCUCCACAAGCAGAAGCUCCCGCGCCAAGUGGCGCCACCGACGAUGACCUUUGGCGACUGCACCUUUGGCUGGCCGCUAACAAAGGCGCAAGCGCAGCAGCUCGAGACGCUGCAUGGCGCCAACGCAAUCAUUCCCGCGUCAGAGCUCCAUGUGCCAGACUUUGACGCGUGGUGGGCGACCAUCAGUGCCGCCGUUCUUGCCCCAGC
Molecule: messenger RNA, 324 nt
Organism: Saprolegnia diclina VS20
Lineage: Eukaryota; Oomycota; Saprolegniomycetes; Saprolegniales; Saprolegniaceae
Exons: 1
Source: RefSeq, a predicted model, not a curated record